Molecule: messenger RNA, 3508 nt
Organism: Impatiens glandulifera
Lineage: Eukaryota; Viridiplantae; Streptophyta; Magnoliopsida; Ericales; Balsaminaceae
Product: nuclear matrix constituent protein 1-like
Exons: 7
Coding region: 325-3288 (987 amino acids)
Biological process (GO): nucleus organization
Cellular component (GO): nucleus
Source: RefSeq, a predicted model, not a curated record
UGUCUGACUACGUAGUGCUCAAUUUGAUUACUCAAUCUUCCUCGCUAGAUAUUCCGGUGCUAGGGUUUUCCAACUGUACAAUUUCAGGCGGUUCGGUUUAGUUCAGUAGAAAGUUUGGAUAUUCGGGGUGCUUUCUCUUCUGUUGAUUUUGAACAGCAUAUUGAACAGUCUCGUAAUGUUCACGUCAUAGAGGAAGCCGGAUUGAGAGAGAACUCACAGACCAUAGGAACUGGGUUUGCUGGUGCAACACUAAAAAGCUUGGACGAAAGAGAAAGCAACGGAUUUUGUUGACGCUUGAACUCAUUGAGCAACUGUAGGGUGAAGAUGGCAGUCGACGGAUCAGAGAUGAAUGAUUGGAGGACAUUUAUAAAUUCUGGCUUAUUGGAUAAAGAUACGGAGGAGGCAAGAUACCGACAAUCAUUGGAGGAUAAAAUAGCAAAGCUUGAAAGAGAGCUUUUUGAUUAUCAACAUACUAUGGGGCUUCUACUUAUUGAUGAGAAGAAAUACACAAGAGAGAAUGAAGUACUCGGGGAAUUACUAGUUGAGACUCGAGAGAUUCUAAAGCGUGAGCAGGCUGCACAUUUAAUGGUACAGUCAGAAGCCAAGCACAGAGAAGAAAGUUUGAGGAAAGCUUUACAUUCUGAAAAGCAAUGUGUGGACGAGCUUGAGCAAGCUUUAUGUGAGAUCCAUGCAGAGCAUGAGCAAGUCAGGGUCACUUCUGAGAGAAAAUUGGCUAAUGCAAAUGAAUUGGUUACUGACAUAGAGGGAAAAUCUCAAGAGGUUGAAGAAAAGUUGAUUGCUGCUAGUGCAAAACUGGCAGAGGCAAGCAGGAGGACUUCAGAAUUGGAGAGGAAAUUGCAGGAGGUGGAGACACGUGAUAGUGUGCUACAGAAGGAGCUUAUGUCAUUGAGCUCAGAGCGAAUAGCACAUGAGGCUACCAUUCGCAGACAUAAAGAAGAUUUGCAUGAAUGGGAGAGGAAACUGCAGGAAACUGAAGAGAAAUUAAAUGAAGACAGUAGAACCAUACUCAAAAGAGAGGAUAUUAUAAAUGAAUUGAACAGGAAUAAUAAAUUGAAAGAAAAGGAGCUUGAAGAAACAGAAAAGAAGACCGAGCUUACCAGACGUGCUCUGAAGGAGAAGGAAGAAACCAUAGAUGCUAGAUUAUCAGAGAUAUUAUCAAAAGAGAAAGAUGUCGAAUCUCUUAGAAGCAAGUUGGAAAUUAAGGAGAAGGAAUUGCAUGUGUUGGCAGAAAAUAUAAGUGUCAAAGAAAAAGUAGAGAUUCAGAAUGUUCUUGUCGAGCACAGGGCCAUGUUGGAUAGGAAGAAACAGGAGUUUGACUUUGAGAUGGAAGAGGAGAGAAAAGCUUUUUACAACGAUAUGAGAGGUCAGGAAGAGGCACUACAGAACAAGGAACUGGAGGUCAAGCACAUAGAGGAAAAACUGGGAAAGCGAGAGCAAGCUUUGGAAAUGAAGUCAGAGAGACACAAGGAAAAAGAUAACGACCUUGAAACAAGGACAAAGGCUCUGGAGGAGAAAGAAAUAUCCUUGAAAGCGGCUGAGAACAGAUUGGAAGUAGAGAAGAGGGAAAUUAUUGCUGAUAAAGAUAGCUUGUUUGCCCUCAAAGAUGAGCUUGAAGAGUUGAAGACUAACACCAAUCAACGUAGACUGCAGAUACAUGAAGAAACUGAGAAACUUAGGGUUACUGGCGAAGAAAGGGCAGAACACUUACGUUUGCAAUCAGAGUUGAAAGAAGAACUAGAAAAAUAUAGAACUCAGAAGGAGCUACUUUUGAAGGAACAUGAAGAUUUGAAGAAUGAUAGGAAAAAGUUUGAGGAAGAGUGGGAAGCGUUGAAUGAGAGGCGGACUUUUGUCUAUGAAGAGGUGAAGAAACUUGAUGAAGAAAAGGAGAAGUUGGAAAAAUUUAGAACAGCGGAGGAAGACAGGCUUGAGAAGGAGAAACUUACUGCAAAAGAAUACAUAAAGAGAGAGUUGGAAGCUGCCAGAAUAGAUAAAGAAUUAGUUGCAACAACAAUGAAGCACGAGCAGUCAGUUCUAUCUGAUAGAGCCCAAAAUGAACACACUCAAUUGCAUCAUGAAUUUGAGAUGAGGAAAAAAGAUCUGGAGACUGAUGUUCAAAAGAAGAAAGAUGAAAUGGUCAAAAUCUUGCAGGACAAAGAAAGGGCAUUUGAAGAAAUAAGGGAAAAUGAGCUUAAGAAUAUCAGCCACUUAAAAGGUAUUGUCCAAAGUGAAAUGGAGGAACUCAAGCUUGAGAGGUCUAGGAUUGAAAAGGACAAGCAAGAGAUUGGUUUGAACAAGAAAGAACUUGAAGUGCAUCAACUUGGAAUGCACAAAGACAUUAAUGAUCUUGGUACAAUUAGCAAAAAUCUCAAAGAACAGCGAGAAAAGUUUGCUGAGGAGAGAAAUAGGUUUCUUGGGUUCGUCGAGAGUCUUCAAAAUUGCAAGAAUUGUGGCGAUGUUGCACAGAAUUUUUUGUUGUCAGACAUGUUUGUCGAAAUGGAUGAUUGUCAGCAACUUCCACUUACAGGUCUAGAAACUGAUCACUUUCAGAGCUCUCAAGAUGAGGCUGUUCUUAAUUCUAGAAGCCGUAUUUCUUGGUUACAGAAAUGCACAUCUAAGAUUUUCAAAUUGACUCCUGUUAAGUUCGAGCAAGGAAGUGCUUCCCAGGACGUAAAGUCACCUGUAUCUGCUGAUUUUGCUACUCUACCAACUUCUGGAGCAGUUAACCCUAAAAAUGUUAUCAAUAAUUCUUCUGAUGCUCUGCUACAAGCAUCAGCUUGCAAAACUAGAGAGGUUGAUGUAAGAAACACUCCAUAUUCUGAAACUCAAAGCUACAUGGAGAACAAACAAGAAGAAUUUCAAGAAGUUUCUCAACAAUCUGAAAUAAAGAGUGUUCAGAACAAACGUGGGACAAAAACUAAGGCACGCGUAUCUAGAACACCUCCAGUUAAGGCUGUGGUGGAUGAAGAUUCCAAAAAGAUAAUGGGGGAGAAUUCAGAACAGCAAAAACUCAUUGACCAGCAACCUAAUGAAUCAUCUUACAUGAGUGCAAGUAUGGGAGAUUCUAGCCGCACCGAGUUAGCACCUGGAAACUCUCAAAGGAAGAGGAGGCUUUCAGAGAGUCAACAGGAUGAUUGCGAUAGUGAAGCACAUUCUGGGAGUGUGACUACAGCUGGAAGAAGGAAACGUCGCCAGACAAUUACUCCUGCUCUGCAAACUACUCCUGGCGAGAAGCGUUAUAAUCUCAGGAGGCAUAAGCCAUGCAGUUAAAGAUGAGAACGUGGAUGCGGCAAAGUUGUUUGAGAAUGGAUUGUUCUUCUGUGAUAAACUAUUGGAUCUGAAGCAAGAUGUUAUCAAUGGAAAUGAUCCGGUGUCAAACAUCAAUAGGGAAGAAGAUCUGUACUUUUUUUUUGUUUUCUUUAUUCCACAGCAUGCCUUUUUGAUGAUUCUGCUGCUACUAUGAUUUCCUAAAUAGAUAUCUAUUCCUUUU